Messenger RNA from Onychostruthus taczanowskii (white-rumped snowfinch), 6378 nucleotides. RefSeq names its product solute carrier family 23 member 2 (gene SLC23A2). The transcript is spliced from 17 exons. Bases 435 to 2414 code for a protein of 659 amino acids. Gene Ontology annotation, molecular function: transmembrane transporter activity. Gene Ontology annotation, biological process: L-ascorbic acid metabolic process; transmembrane transport. The record is from RefSeq and is a predicted model, not a curated record. Gene Ontology annotation, cellular component: membrane. NCBI's taxonomy places the organism in Eukaryota, Metazoa, Chordata, Aves, Passeriformes, Passeridae.
CACUCGCCGCGGAGACCGAGGGGAGCGGAGCCGCAGCCCCCAGCGCCAUUGCCGCCCUCAGCCCGCCAUGGCAGGGAGGCUCACGGAGGAGCGCCCAGAGAAGAUCCCUGUCCUGACUGCAGCUGCUGCUGGAAGUAUUUGUGCCAUCUGGGGGCUCUGGCUGGCUGUUCUCCCCGUGAUUUCGUGGCUGAGCUGAAGCUCCCGGGCCAGGCUGCUUUGCGUAAACCCCGCGGAGGCGUGGAGUAACGGGGGAGUAACCGAGGAGUAACCAGGUGCUGCCUCCUGCCCUGCCCUUGUGAGCCGUUGAUGGGAAGGACACACUGAUGUCCCAGCUGGAUUACUGAGCUCCUCAGUGCCUCCUGGAGCUGCUGCUGCUGCAAUAAAGAGCUGUCCUUCGUUCUUGGCCUGUCCCAGAGGCACCUCCUGGGUGCUGCAUGCAAGUCCUGGACGUGCUGGAAACCAUGGGGAUUGGCAAGAACACCACGUCCAAGUCGGUGGAGGCAGGAGGAGGCUCCACGGAGGGCAAAUACGAGGAUGAGGCCAAGCACCCCACCUUCUUCACCCUGCCUGUUGUGAUAAACGGCGGAGCCACGUCCAGCGGCGACCAGGACACGGAGGACACGGAGCUGAUGGCCAUCUACACCACAGAGAAUGGCAUAGCAGAGAAGAGCUCCCUGGCAGAGACCCUGGACAGCACUGGCAGUUUGGAUGCCCAGAGGACUGACAUGAUUUACACCAUUGAAGAUGUUCCUCCCUGGUACCUCUGCAUCUUCCUGGGCUUGCAGCACUACCUGACGUGUUUCAGCGGGACCAUCGCCGUGCCCUUCCUGCUGGCCGAUGCCAUGUGCGUGGGCUUCGACCAGUGGGCCACCAGCCAGCUCAUCGGGACCAUCUUCUUCUGCGUGGGCAUCACCACCCUGCUGCAGACCACCUUCGGCUGCAGGUUACCCCUGUUCCAAGCCAGUGCUUUUGCAUUCUUAGCACCUGCCAGAGCAAUUCUCUCUCUGGAGAAGUGGAAGUGCAAUAACACAGAUCUGACAGUUGCAAAUGGAACAGCAGAGCUGCUGCACACGGAGCACAUCUGGUACCCCCGGAUACGAGAGAUCCAAGGUGCCAUCAUCAUGUCCUCGCUGAUCGAGGUGGUGAUCGGGCUGCUGGGGCUGCCCGGGGCCCUGCUGCGCUACAUCGGGCCCCUGACCAUCACCCCCACCGUGGCCCUCAUCGGCCUCUCGGGCUUCCAGGCUGCUGGGGAGAGAGCUGGCAAGCACUGGGGCAUCGCCAUGCUGACUAUUUUUCUGGUAUUGUUGUUCUCCCAGUAUGCCAGAAAUGUCAAAUUUCCCUUGCCCAUUUAUAAAUCCAAGAAAGGAUGGACAGCAUACAGGCUGCAGCUUUUCAAGAUGUUCCCUAUCAUCCUGGCCAUCCUGGUGUCCUGGCUGCUGUGCUUCAUCUUCACGGUGACAGACGUGUUCCCCCCGGACAGCUCCAAGUACGGCUUCUACGCGCGCACGGACGCGCGCCGCGGCGUGCUGCUGGUGGCCCCGUGGUUCAAGGUGCCCUACCCCUUCCAGUGGGGGCUGCCCACCAUCUCGGCGGCGGGCGUGAUCGGCAUGCUGAGCGCCGUGGUGGCCAGCAUCAUCGAGUCCAUCGGCGACUACUACGCCUGUGCCAGGCUCUCCUGUGCUCCUCCUCCUCCCAUCCACGCCAUCAACAGGGGGAUUUUCAUCGAGGGUCUCUCCUGUGUUCUGGAUGGAGUGUUUGGGACAGGGAAUGGAUCCACCUCCUCCAGCCCCAACAUUGGGGUCCUGGGCAUCACAAAGGUUGGCAGCCGCAGGGUGAUCCAGUAUGGAGCUGCCUUCAUGCUGCUGCUGGGCAUGGUGGGCAAGUUCAGCGCGCUCUUCGCAUCGCUGCCCGACCCCGUGCUGGGGGCUCUCUUCUGCACCCUCUUUGGGAUGAUCACGGCCGUGGGUCUGUCCAACCUGCAGUUCGUCGAUCUGAAUUCCUCUCGGAAUCUCUUCGUGCUGGGAUUUUCCAUCUUCUUUGGGCUUGUCCUGCCCAGCUAUCUCAAACAGAACCCCCUGGUCACAGGAAUUGCAGGCAUUGAUCAGGUGCUGAAUGUCCUGCUCACCACGGCCAUGUUCGUCGGGGGCUGCGUGGCUUUCGUCCUGGACAACACCAUCCCAGGAAGCCCUGAAGAAAGGGGAAUUCGCAAGUGGAAGAAAGGGGUUGCCAAAGGAAGCAAAUCCCUGGAUGGCAUGGAAACCUAUGAUCUGCCUUUUGGCAUGAACUUCAUUAAAAAAUACAGGUGUUUCAGCUUCCUGCCCAUCAGCCCCACCUUCGUGGGGUACAUGUGGAAAGGCUUCAGGAAAAGCAGCAGCUGCAGGAGUUCAGAUGAAGACUCAGAAGCUACAGUAUAGCCUUAGCUGAAAUUAUAUUAUCUAGUUGUAGUCAAAGAUGUAUUUGCAGUUUCUUGCUGAUUAAGAAGCAUUAAAAUAUAUGUUUUGUAUAUCUGCAUUUAAAUUCUGGAACCAGAGCUGAGACAGAUUUAAAAAGAAAAAAAAAAAUUUAAAAAAAAAAGCUUUUCCUGCUGUGGGUGGUGGGAGCCAGGUCUAGUGUCUCUGGGGCAAAUCCUGCUGAUUUUGGGAAGCUGGAGAGAGCUGUGCACCUAAUUCUGUUGGGUUUUAAUGGGUUUAGGUGGAGGUGUGGAGGUGCUGCUGCAAAUUUUUCGUUUUUAUGGUGAUUUUAUUGGAGCCCUCAGCGUUGGUUACGCCAGGAAAGCUGAACCUUGGAGAAGGAGGAGGGGGAAAAAAGAGAGAAAAGGAGAACUGUUUCCUUCUGACCAUGUCCAGUCCCAUGUGCUGCUCAGUGAUUUGCGCAUUCCGUGUUCUCAGCGCCCUGGAAACCAGGCUCAGCUGAUGCUGCCAAAUCAGGAGAGUUUCACUCUGAACAAUCCCUGCUUCCAGUGACACAUGCAGUGCUCAGACAGGAAGUUUCUGGAAUGACUUUGCCUCUGAAAGCCCUGCUGGCUCGGCGCUGCAGCAGCCGCUUCUUUUCCUGCAUUUCUCCUUUUUUGCUUUUCCCCACCAGGAUUUCCUGGGACACACAAACCUGGGCAGUUCAGGGAUGGCAGACCUGAGCUCACCCAGCACCUGCAGGCAGCCCUUGGGUUCAGUGCCUGUGUCCAGCACGUUCCUUCCUGGCCAGAAAUGCUAAUUAACUGAGCAGCUCCAAGCAAUUAACAGUUGUUCCCUGCAGGGACAGCCGCGCUUGGGUCCGAGCAGGAUUUUUAAUUUUGUUUUUUGCUGAUGGCUCUUCCUUCUCCUCUUGUGGGGCUUCUCCAGAGGCUGAUUGCUGCUGGGAAGGGGUUUGGGCCAGCAGAGACACUGCACCUGCAGCCUCACCCACCGGAUGGGUUCACGGGUAUUGGGUCCAAUCAGGGCACCACUCAGAUCUCUUUUUUUUUUGUUCCUGGAGUAGUCUCAGCUCUGCUGUUACGUGGGUGUUCACGCUCAUCAUGCAUUCAUGAUUAACAGUUUUAUUCCUGUUUAAUGUUCUUACUAUUGCAAGUUAGUUUUAGACUUCGGUGUGGCCCCAAAAAGCAUUUUCAGCUGUGGAGAUCAUCAGGGAAAUGUCGUGUAAUGUAAUUUUCAAGGCCAGUAAUGCUCUACGGUGCUUGCGUUUUGUAUUCCUGGAAAACCAUACCAGUAGAUCCUGUAACCCCCUGAUCUAUUUAUCCAAGUUUGACUACUGGACAGGAGCACAGGAACUCUGUUUUCUCUGAGUCUGCUCCCAGGGGAAUAAUUUGUUCUGGGUUAUUGAAGCAUGGACGGGUUGGGGUGGGGAGGGCAAGGACGGAGCUCGACGGAUCAGUGCUGAGUAGUGUAGAGUGGGAAUGAUCCCGUGCAGAUCGUUCUCAGCAUGCCAUGGCUGUUUCCAGAAACUUUUACCCCGCUUUUCCCGUGUCCAAGCAUGCCUUUGUUCCUGCUUCCUUCGGGGAACUUUCAGUAGUUUGCGGUCUUGGUGUCGCUCGGACUCGGAGCUGCUCGGAAGAGUCGUUGUGUCGUGGACGAGGUUGGUUUGCCUGUGAAACAAAAAAAAAGUCGUUUUUGCUCAUUUUUCAGUGUUUCCUCCCCCCGGGGGAGCGAGGUGUUGGGUUCCUCUCCCUGUCUGCACGUGGUUUUGGGUGUUGAUCUCUGCUCAGUGGCACGGAGCUUCCGCGUUCCCAGCUGUAGGAGCGUGGCAGGGGUUAAAAACGCCCGUCCAGCAGGGAAACAAAAACACCUCUGGUGGCUCUGCAGCCUGAGGGAUUCUGCUGGUGGCAGAUGUCCCACUGGUUAUCCUGUAAAAGUGGAGAAAGGGAGGAAAGGCGUUUGAUUUCCAGCUGGCUGCAGAGAGAGGAGGGGAUGCGGGCAGAGCUCGUGUCUCACCCUGCUCAGGGGGAGCUCCCACUGGGGAUUCCCAACAAAUCCCAGGGCAGCAAAUCCUGGAGAAAUUCUCUCUCCUCCCUGGAGCAAACUCCCCUCCUUCCCCACAGCGCUCUCCAGGCAGGUGCAGCCCGGUUUUCUGUUGGAUUUAAUUCUUUUUGUGGUUUGUGCCCGUUCCCCCAGCCCCUGUCCUUGGGACCAGCUGGAAUUGGGUCACUCUGGAUCCCAGCUGGGCAGUGGGACAAACCCCCCCCUUCCCCAGGGUGAGUGCUCAAAGCUGGGCCCUGGGCUCGGGGGGGACCCCUGGGUGUGCAGGAAGAGCUGGGCUUGGGAAGUCUGAGGUGAAUUUUGGCAAGAGGAGCUGCCCUGUCCCCUCCUGGAGCCCCCCAGGGGAAGGAGAGCAGUGCUUUUCUUUGUGGGGGUGGGGAAAUCCCUGAGUUCACCCCGGGUUUGUGCAGGUGCAGGGGGCAUUUUGGACCUUCAAUCCUUCCUUUUUCCUGGUCCCUUCUCCUGGUCACUUGGCCAAGUGGCUGCUGUGAAAUUCCAAAUUCCAGGUGCCCGUGCCAGGCUGCUGGCAGGGCUGGAGAGGAUGAGGCUGCAGGUUUGGGGAGAAUUAAACACAAAUGGUGAGAAUUGAACACAAAUGGUGAGAAUUAAACACAAAUUGUGAGAUUUAAACACAAAUUGUGAGAAUUAAACACAGAUUGUGUGUGCUGGGGACGUCCAGGUGCAAACCUGCCUGCCAAUGCCAUGCUGGAUUUUCCUCCCUGUCCUCCCCUGCCUUCCCAACAGCCAAACUCCAAGCACCCAGGGAAGUUGGCAGCUGAGAGGUGAGUGAAGAGGUGAUGAGAAAUUUCAACCAGAUUUGGAGAGGGAAGGGCAAAUAUUCAUGGUAGAAAUCUCAUUUUGUCAUAUCAGAGGUGGCAUCAGUGUAUACAAACAAAGUAACUUGGGAUUUUUGUAAUCGAUGCUCUCUUGUAUUUUUUUUUGGUUCAAUUAAGGGUUCUUGCUGACAUGUUGAAACACGUUUUCUAAAGCAAAUACUUGCAAAUUAUGCCUAUAGAAAUUUAGGUUUCGUAGCUGACAGCUAUGACUGAUUAAUGUUGUCAUAUUGGAGGGACUUGGCACGUACCUCGCUCAGAAAGCUCGACCUUUUCAACCCCAAAUUUGCUUUUAUUGCCUUUUAAUACUGACUUGAAAUAUGACAACUUGGUUUGUACAUGAAUAUUGCAGUAUUUUAUUUCCAUAUAUUAAGAAAAAUAACAUUUCCGCUCAGGAGAAAGAAGCCUUUUCCUGGGAGGGAGUGGUAUGAGUGUCAUGACAAUGUCAUGUGAUGGUAGAAUUUCUUCAUUGACGAAUCUAUAGUGGUUGUGUAUACUUUAUUUACCCAUCUUCGUGUUCCUACCCAAAACUGGAGGCUUUUGUUGUUCCCUCCCUGCUGAGCCCUCGAGGCUCCCCCGGGGGGGGGCAGAAUUGGAGAAAACCCCUCAGCGAGUCGUUUACACCCCAAAAAAAACCAAAAAACCCGUGCAAAUCCUGACAUUUUGGGUACUGGUAGCAGAGCUGAGCAGCCUGUGCCAGCCUCACCUUCGCUUCUUCGUGGCCUUCUCCAACCAAAAUCUGCUUUUUCUCCCCUUUUCCUUUCCUUUUCCCGAGCGGGGCCGGGGGGGGGUCACUCGUUUCUCGCAGCAGAGUCCCAGGGCUGGGUGCAGUUUGUGUUCCUGGGGGGUCCCGGGGCUGGCUGGGGUCUGCCGUGGGCUCGGAGCCCCCCAGGGGGGCUCGGUCCCCCUGCUGCCAGCCCCAGCAAUUGCUGUGUUUGUCUGUUCAGAACAACCUCUGGUGAAACAAACUAUUGACUGUUCUUAGGCGGUGGGGAUAAAUUUCCUUUUUUUCCAUGACUUUUCGUGACUGACUUUGGCUGUAAAACUUUUUUGUUCAGCAGCAAAAGUUUAUUUGG